GGUAUCUUUUAUCGUUAUCGGCGCGGUCACUCUGGGCUCCACGCCAUAAAGUUCCUGCUUUUAAUUUUAAUUCAUGAUUUUUUGGUAACUUUGACUGCAAUUUGGAGAGCGACGCGACGAGACGCCCAGGAAGCCAGAAACGAAUAGCCAAAAGGAUCUGAUCCCCACCAGCUGAGCGCCCCAAAAGUGAGAGAUAAACUGCCAAGAUGAGCAUACCGAACGAGUACAUAGCGAAAACGGAGGAUGUGGCGGAACAGGUUAUCAAGCGCGGCAAGAAUGUGCUGCCCACGGUGGCCCGCUUGUGCCUCAUUGCCACCUUCUUCGAGGACGGCCUGCGCAUGUACUUCCAGUGGAACGAGCAGCGCGAGUACAUGGACAUGAGCUGGGGCUGCGGCAAGUUCCUGGCCACCGUCUUUGUCCUAGUCAACCUGCUGGGGCAGCUGGGCGGCUGCGGUAUGGUGAUGGCCCGCUUUAAGGUCGACAUCGGUGGCCUGCUCUUCUUCAUUGUGGUGCUGCAGACCGUGGCCUACUCCAUUCUGUGGGACUUCCAGUUCUUGCUGCGCAACUUUGCCCUCAUCGGAGCCCUACUGCUCGUCCUGGCCGAGGCCAGAAUAGAGGGACGCAGCCUGUUCGCCGGCGUGCCAUCGAUGGGUGAGAACAAACCCAAGAACUUCAUGCAGCUGGCCGGCCGCAUCCUGCUGGCCUUCAUGUUCAUCACCUUGAUCCGAUUCGAGCUGAGCGUGUGGCAGGUUAUCCAGGACAUCAUCGGAUCCAUUCUGAUGGUGCUGGUCGUGCUGGGCUACAAGACAAAGCUGUCCGCCCUGAUCCUGGUGGCCCUGCUCACGGUCCUGAACCUGUACCACAAUGCCUGGUGGACCAUUCCGUCCUACAAGCCACUCAGGGAUUUCUUGAAAUACGACUUUUUCCAGACCCUCUCGGUUAGGGGCCUUCUCAUGAUCGUGUCCUUGGGCCCUGGCGGCGUUUCCAUGGACGAGCACAAGAAGAAGUGGUAGAGGCCUAGCAAAGGUCGCUACUUGCACGAAACACUUUCAGCAAUUGACUUUUACCGUGUUUUACUCUUUCCGAGAAAUGUUAGUUAGGAUUUACCAUAAAAUGGGACAACAACAGGAGCAGCAUCAGCAGCACAACACCGGCACGUAUGAGAACUUGACAAUUUUAAAUAAAGGGACUUCCGCAAUACCCCUUCUCCACUGGCUCACUCAUAGGGAUCACCCAGAAACCACAACCCAAAAACCCACCCCAACACCAUCAUUCGCGCACAUUCAACGACAAACUUCGACUACAUUUAAGACAUUUUCUUUUUGUACAUAACGAGAAAGCAAGAGAAAAGUGUGGCCCCCUUUGAGCCCUUCCCAAAUGAGAGACAUAACUGAUUUUUGUAUCUACGCUACGCUUCUCAACAUCCAUAUUUUUCGCCGAUUUUUUAUAUGAUUUGUACGCUCUUAUAAAUAAGUUGUAACCUUGGUGUUUGCGUUUUGUUGUUUGCUAGAAGUUUGAAAAUGAAAACGAUGUAUAAAAUAUGAUGUACCAAUUGACAA
This is a messenger RNA of Drosophila suzukii, 1559 nucleotides long. RefSeq names its product Surfeit locus protein 4 (gene Surf4). Gene Ontology annotation, cellular component: membrane; endoplasmic reticulum-Golgi intermediate compartment; endoplasmic reticulum. Lineage: Eukaryota; Metazoa; Arthropoda; Insecta; Diptera; Drosophilidae. Gene Ontology annotation, biological process: Golgi organization. The record is from RefSeq and is a predicted model, not a curated record.